Molecule: messenger RNA, 3372 nt
Organism: Canis lupus familiaris (dog)
Lineage: Eukaryota; Metazoa; Chordata; Mammalia; Carnivora; Canidae
Gene: SLC17A2
Product: solute carrier family 17 member 2
Exons: 17
Coding region: 1336-2847 (503 amino acids)
Biological process (GO): transmembrane transport; monoatomic anion transport
Molecular function (GO): transmembrane transporter activity
Source: RefSeq, a predicted model, not a curated record
GAUAUUCUCUGAGUCUAUUCUUCCUAUCAGGACCGAAAUGCCUAACAGGAAAUGUGGUCAUAAUGGCUCUUCCUGGAUUCUGAUUCCAUUUGCAAUUCCUGCUCUAUGUCUUGAAGAAAAUCUGAGCAGAAGGAUUAUGUCUCAGGGCAUCAUCCGUGCAGACUAAAGAUUAUGAAGUCCGCAGCAGUUCCACUGUAUGAUUCAGAUUGAUGAUCUUACAGCAAAACUGGAAACUGAAUCUUCAAGAUGUCUACACCUGGAUGCAAAAAAUCAAGUUCUUCAACAAGAGUUAUUAUCUAUGAAAGCAACAGAGAGGAAAUGUGAAAAACUAGAAAAGAAUAAAAAGAAGUUGGAACAAAAAGUAGUAAACCUCAGAAGUCAUUUAGAAGUCAAUGUGGUAGAACAGUCAAAUAGAAAAGUCUAAACGGGAGAUUGAAGAGAGAGCAAGAUUGGUUAUAGUAGAAAAUUUAAAAGAAGUCAAUCUAUUUUUACAGACACAAGCAGCAUCUCAAGAAAACUUAGAACAGUUAAGAGAAAGUAAUAAUGCUUCAAUAAGAGGUCAACUGGAACUAAGAAUUAAAGAGCUAGAAUCUGAAAUAUCCAAAAUCAAAAAUUCUCAAGAAGAUAAAGCAGAAUUGGAAAAAUACAGGCAACUCUACGUAGGGGAAUCAAAAAUUCGAAUGUCAUUGACAAAUAAACUGAGCAAGACUAGUGAGAGGCUGGCAGAUAUCACUACCAAAUAUCUGGUGGAGAAACAGCAGAACAGACCUUUCCACAGCACUCUUACUAUGAGACCCGUCUUGGAACUGCCUUAUGUUGGAAAUCUGACUAGUAGUUUACUGCUGGAUAGAAAUGUUACUCCAAGAGAAAAUGUAGUGAUUCCUACCUCAAGCUCAUGCCCUUCAAAUAACAGCAUUGAUACUUACUUGACCAAGAUUUCUGCACAGCAGUUUUCUCGUCAGUAAGUUGAAUGGCUGGGCCAGAGGAUCUCUGAGCAUCUUUCAGCUCUAGAGUUCAGAUUGAUUGGAGAAGUUGCUGGGAAAGCUGUAAGUAGAGUAUGGAUACUAGUAGCUGCAUGUACAGAUAAGAAGUUCCCUUCAGCUAGGAUCUGAGUGAAAAGCACUGAAUCAGGCUCCUGAUAUCAUCCAGAAGUUAGCAAGACUCGAAAGCCUUCCACAGCAGGACAAAAGUCAACAUGUUUCCUGGUGCUGACCUUCUCUUGCUUAGCAGCUGGGCAUUUAUUUAGGUCCAGAUAAAAACCAGUUGUGGUAAAAGAGAUUCAGGGCAGAGGGAAAGUCCACCACAGAGUGUGCCACCACUUCCCAAAGAAGCCAAAUGGAUGAGAAGUCUUCCACCAAGAAAGGUCCAGAGUUCUGUUCAUUACGCUAUGGACUGGCUUUCAUCAUGCACUUCUCAAACUUCACCAUGAUUACCCAGCGUGUGAGUCUGAGCAUUGCAAUUAUUGCCAUGGUGAACAGCACUCAGCUGCAUGGUCUGCCCAAUGCCUCCACAGAAGGACCUCUUGCAGACACCGUCAACAACCCCAGCAGAUCUAUGAAGGAGUUUAAUACAGAGGCCUCUGUCUAUGAAUGGAGCCCAGAGACUCAGGGUAUCAUCUUUAGCUCCAUCAGCUAUGGGAUAAUAGUGACUCUGAUCCCAAGUGGAUAUUUAGCAGGGAUAUUUGGAGCAAAACAGAUGCUUGGUGCUGGUUUGCUGAUCUCCUCUCUUCUCACCCUCUUUACGCCAUUGGCUGCCGACUUCGGAGUGAUUUUGGUUAUUGUGAUUCGGACAAUCCAGGGCAUGGCCCAGGGAAUGGCAUGGACGGGUCAGUUUACAAUUUGGGCAAAGUGGGCUCCCCCACUUGAACGAAGCAAGCUCACCAGCAUUGCGGGUUCAGGGGCAGCAUUUGGGUCCUUCAUCAUUCUCUGCGUGGGGGGACUAAUCUCACAGGCCUUGGGCUGGCCUUUUAUCUUCUACAUCUUUGGUAGCAUUGGCUGUGUCUGCUGUCUCCUGUGGUUCACGGUGAUUUAUGAUGACCCCAUGCAUCACCCAUGCAUAAGUGUCCAGGAAAAGAAAUACAUUGUGGCCUCACUGGCUCAACAGUCCAGUUCUCCCAGACGAUCUGUCCCCAUAAAGGCUAUGGUCAGAUGCCUACCACUUUGGGCCAUUUUCACGGGUUUUUUCAGCCAUUUCUGGUUAUGCACCAUUAUUAUAACAUACCUACCAACGUACAUCAGCUCUGUGCUCCAUGUUAACAUCAGAGAUAGUGGGGUUCUGUCCUCCCUGCCUUUUAUUGCUGCUUCAAGUUGUACGAUUCUAGGAGGCCAGUUGGCAGAUUUCCUUCUGUCCAGAAAUCUUCUCAGAUUAGUCACUGUACGAAAACUCUUUUCAUCUCUAGGCCUCCUCCUUCCAUCGCUAUGUGCCGUGGCCCUGCCCUUCGUGGCUUCCAGUUACGUGACAACCAUUAUUUUACUGAUACUUAUUCCUGGGACUAGCAACCUGUGUGAUUCAGGGUUCAUCAUCAACACCUUAGAUGUUGCCCCCAGGUAUGCAAGCUUCCUCAUGGGAAUCUCAAGGGGAUUUGGGCUCAUCGCAGGAAUCAUCUCUUCCACUGCCACCGGAUUCCUUAUCAGUCAGGUUGGCCAGUUUAUUGAACGUCUGCAAGUGGCAGGAUUCUGUGUCGGGAUGGAGGAAUGUCUUUUUCCUGUCUGCUGCUGUCAACAUGUUUGGCAUGUUUUUUUACAUCACAUUUGGACAAGCAGAAAUCCAAGACUGGGCCAAAGAGAAGACCCUUACCCGCCUUUGAGGAUACUGAAUUGCAAACUUAAAUGCAGUACUGACUGUUAACUUUUGCAACUUUUUUUACGUAUCAUCAUUCUUCAUAUUCUUGGCCAUAGGCUCGGCGGUUCUCAACUCUGGCUGUGUGCAGGAUCUCCCUGAGGAGUCUCUGGAACACAGGGUUGAUGGGGUCUGCUCACAGAGACUCUGAAUGAACUGGUCUGUGGGAGAGCCCUGUUGCCACUAGUUGUUAGACACUCUGCCGGGUCUCUAACACACAGCCACGGUCGACAACUUCCGCACACAGUUGAAGCGUCAAUUCCUGUUGCCUUUGAAGUUUCCUCUUUGGAAAGUACUAGAUGAAUAAAAAUCUAUGUGAAAAUAAUCACUGAUAAAUACCUUCAUGGGGGUGAUUAUGGACACAGAGAAGAUCUGCUAGGAGCUAUAGUCAUAUGUUAUAGAGCCCAGCAUGGAACAGAAAUUUGAGGCUGUAAUCCACAGAAUUCACUUUUUUAUUAUUUGUAUACAUUGUGUGAAAUAUGGAUGUUUAUUUAUGUGGUUAAACCUUAUUAAAAUUCACAUGCUAAAAUUAAA